AUGAUAAAAGGCAGCCACAGACUCCCCAAAACCAUUCAAACCUUCAGCGUAUCAACCAUCAGCCUUCUUCACAAGGCCUAUAUUCCCGUCAUCUGGGCGCUGAAAACGCGCGAACCGCAGACAUCCACAGCAAGUGAGCAUACCAGCACCAUUGACAUCCUCAAAAGCCUCGUCCUUCAAGCCAUCGCGUUCAACUCAACUAUCCACACAGAUUCUGUUCUCUGUCCACGUCUCCGCAUGUAUCUCACAUCCGCAAGCGAAGACGAGUGGUUCACGCUCCUCGUAUCCGUUCUACACGGUGUUCCUCUCAUAUACAUCAUAAUCGACAUCCAACUCCUACACUCUUCAUCUUCCCAGUCUGCGCCUGACUUUCGCUGGUCCGCAACUAUCUCUAGGAUUUUCAAAGAGCUCUCGGAGCGGAGUAGCAAGACUGUCGUACGUGUUAUGAUGGUGAGUUAUGGCUCAUCAGCUUUCUCGCAGGAGGUUGCCAGAGGAUCUGGUAGAGAUGUGCUUGCUGUGGGGAAUAUGAAGCAAAUGGCGCAGAAAAUGAAAAGUGGAGCGGAGGCCUGGAGGGGAGAGCUGAGAGGAGGUUUGGAACUUGGGGAGAUUUCGAAUGGGAGAUUGAAACGAUGA
This is a messenger RNA of Glarea lozoyensis ATCC 20868, 633 nucleotides long. RefSeq lists its product as uncharacterized. Bases 1 to 633 code for a protein of 210 amino acids. The record is from RefSeq and is a predicted model, not a curated record. The transcript has a single exon. NCBI's taxonomy places the organism in Eukaryota, Fungi, Ascomycota, Leotiomycetes, Helotiales, Helotiaceae.